GGUGGGGGUGGACACGGUUGGUAUUUCCUUAUCCACUUUUGUUCAGUGAAAUCUAGAUGUGUUAAGUAAUAUACCGCAAGUGGUGCCAGAGGUGAAACUUCUUAGUGCCAGCUAUCGGACACUUCCAUCCAUAAAGGAGACACAAAUGAGUUCAACAGCUCCAGCUGCAGCAUACUUUAACUAUCUGCUUGGGAAUGGUCAGCCAAGGGUGUAACUUCCCAAAAACAAAUGAUGGAGCAUGAGGGGAAGUAUUUAAAAUGUAGAAACCUGGUUGUUGUGAGCUACAAUUACUAUUGAAUACCUAAUGAUGAAAUCCCUUCUAGAAAGCAGGGUGACUUUGAGGGAGCAAAGGAGAGUAUCCAUUAAUAACCCCAUGUAUUUCUUACUAAAGGUUUGCAAGUGGUUGACAAAAGGUGGUACUGUACAGUUCUAUCUGUUGCCAACCUGUGUUGUCUUGGAAUUGCUUUUCUUGAAGUCUUGCUUCAUGGAUGCCUACGAUUACAAAUGAUCGGAAGAAAAAUAAACCAAGCCUGGUUCCUUCUCAUUUCCUAGUGGCUGCUGAAGUUUCUGGCAGGAGACUUUCCUGUUUUCCAGUUCAGUGGGGAAGGAAGCUGAAACCCAAUGUGAUUUCAGAAUAAUAAUAAGCCCAAGUGUUAACUGAAAUUUCACUGACACCUUUAUAACUUAAUACUGGUUCUUACAGCACACACUACUAACUACAAAGAAGAGGCAAGAGUAGAAGUUUUAAAAUGCAGUAUACAAAAGAAAUCAUUCAUAUGCUUCUAGUCAAAGAACCGCUUCCCCUCUAGACAAAGAGCAGAAUACUGGGCAGCCGUUCUGGCCAGGUAUAAAAGCACAACAUAAAUCAACUGAAUUGUUAGUUAGCUGAGUGGUGAUUUGCCUAGCCUAAUGACAUACUGCAAUUAAAAUGCUUGAAUAUUUAUUCAUAGCAUCACUUACCUGCACGCGGUUAUGCAGCUGAGUAUUCUGAAAGCUCUCCAUAGCUACAUCUAGAUGUGCAGUGGUUUAGCUACAAUGUGGAGGAAAAAAAAAAAGCACUUAAUUGUUCUAUACUUCAAGCUUUGCAAGGAUUAGCUCAUAAAAAGCUCACUUUGCAGCUCCUUUUACGAAAUAUAUUCUUGGCUUUAAAGACGUGUAUAUUUCAGACUUGGAAGGAUAAAUUGUUCUGUCCAUUUAUUUGCCAUUGCUUGCUGUGUCUUCAUCCUUUACUGGAGGAUCCCAGACUCCCACUAAGUCCCAGAUGAACUCUCUCAUGCAGCCAAGCCAUUUUUGUGUUGCUCCUGUGGGUAAAAGAGUUCACUUCUAAUCAGGAUUACCAGAUUUGCUUGAUAUUGAAUUUACUAUGAUUUCCAAUAACCAGGCUAAAGUAAUGUCAAUGGUUUCUGGGUUGGUUUGGCCUUUUCCUGCCUGCCUUUAUAUUAUAUUAUUUUAUGUGAAACCGCAUUUGUGGAAAUCUAAAUAUUGCAAGGCUGUGGACAACUUGCAGCUUGUACCAUUAUAGAGUGUGUCUUGGGAAUAGAAGGAAGUCACAGAGGAAUGCUUGCUGGUUUUCAGGCACCCUGAGCAACAAAUAUUUGCCUUUGAACCUCUGUUGUCUUGUUACAGUGGAGCAAAACAUGGUUCCUGGUUCUGCUGCCAUGCAUCUGAGGCUUUGAUUUCAGUGUUUUCGGCUGGAAUGGAAUGUCAUGGCACAAGUAUUUCUUGAAGAAAAAGGUGCUUGUUUUGAGAAUUUCAGCGCAGGGGGAAAAUCUAAGAUGGGCAUUUCUUCCUCCAUUGAGUUUUAAGGGCUCUGUGAGCUUAUGCUUGAUAUUUAGAGGUUUUUCUUCUUUCAAAAAAAUUGUGGUAGCAGCAGUGGUUUGUGUGCACGCUUCUGUGGUUUACUGUUGUUUCCCAUCCAGCAAUGAUAUAUGAAGGACUUGUACUAACUGAUUCUUUCCUCUUUGUUAAUCAGUUCAAUCAAUUGGCAAUAAAGCGAUGUUAAACACAAGAGACAAGUCUGAUUGCCUGAGGAGAAAUGACGGAGGGGAAAGGAACUCAAGGUGGUAGGACUGAAUCAUUGUGAUUCAGUAAGUUACUUAUUGUCUGCUGGGUGCAGAGGUUGAGUUAUUAGUCCCACCACUUGGUAGAUAAAAUGAGUUGAAUAAAUCAACUGAAGGAUUAAGUCAAACAUCUUUACCCGGCAGCAGAACCCCCCUUGUUACUCCUACUACAGCUGAAACUUGGUAGCACGUUGUGAGCCAGGUGGGAUUUUGCCUUGUAUUGUCAUAGAAUCGUGGAAUCCCCAAAGUUGGAGAAGACCUCCAAGAUUGUCCAGUCCAACCAUUCACCUACCACCAAUAUUUCCCUGUUAAACCGUGUCCCUUAAUACCACAUCUCCACGUUUCCUGAACAUCUCCAGGGACAGUGACUCCCCCACCUCCCUGGGCAGCUCCUGGCCACUCUCUGGGAGAACGUUUCCUAAUAUUACUGCAGCUGAAACUUGGUAGUGCGUUGUGAGAUGGCUGUGAGUUUGCCUGGUAUCCUACUCAGCAAGAGUAGGUAAAAUCUUCAGUGUAUCGGCAGAAGCUUAUUUUCCCCAUUUUCCAUUGUCUGAAAAUUUCCAAGUCAAGUCUCAACUACUGUACGUUAGAAAUGAUUAAUAGUAUGAGGUGAUGUGUUCUGAGGAAGUAUCUAUAGCAUUGAGUGAUCUAGAAAUAAAGCUGCAUUAUUUGGUAAUACUUAGAUGCUUGUGAUGCACCUCAUUCUGCAGGUGCUCAAUAUAUUUAGCACUCAGUUUUUGUGACUUCUGGAAAGUUGCAAUUAAGUUGAACUAUUGUAUAUUGGCAAUGUAAUAAAGAUGCUGAAGGUAAUGAUUUCAGAAUGAGUACAUUCUUAAUAUGUUUCCCUUAAAACAGUUCUUCUUUCAUCUUACUUUUUUUGCGUGGUUGGUUACUGCCAUGCUCAGGAACAUAAAUACUUGAUAAGUAAGGUGCACGGUCAACUAUGACUGCUGCUUCCAGGCUUUUUGUGCCUUCUGUGGAGUUAAGGAUAUCUAAUUCAGGAAUGAAUUCAGUGCACUCUGACACCUUCUCUUCAUUCUUCCAAAACUUUUGAGCCCAUUCUUUUGCAGCCUGAUAAAGGGCAGCAGUUUAUUAUUAUAUUUUUGCAGCAGUUCAUCCAUGUCAGUCCUGUCCAUGAUGCCAAUUUUUGUGUUUCAUUAAAGGUUAAGAUGGUUUGGCAGAAAAAAUACUCUCUUGUGUUCCAGCUUGUCCUCUGAUGUCAGAGGGGCUGGGGGCAGCUUGGCCUGGAUUCUGAGUAAUGCCCGUUUAUGAGUUGUCACGAGUAUGGAUGCACAAAUAGCAUAGUGCACCUUCAGCUUAGUCACAUUUGAGUGAACUAAUACAGCUUCCACUUAAGGAGUAUGGGCACGUUCAGCGAGGACUUUUGUGGCCAGAUUAAUGACUAGUGCUGUUUAUUGGAGCAACAGAUUGUAGAUUCUUUUUGAUUGCUGGCAAUAAAUACACUGUCUGCAGUGCCCAUGCAGGUACCGGGAAUGUGGAUAUAGAGCCAACUGCAGAUGCGUUAAAUCAUGGAACAAUUCUGUAGAGAUUUCUGAGUUUCCUGGGGAAGCACUUGGUACAGCUGAGGGUGUAAAUCUCACCCGAGAGGUGUCCCUGUGGGGCAGGGAGAGGCUCAGCCUGUCAAUUGGUCUCAGCUGUCAGUGAUGUCAUUCCAGCAUGCCUGUGGUGGGAUAUCCCCUAAAAUUCCUCCUCUUUUAAGCUGUUUUUAUACUAUUUUCUUACUUUUGGGUGGAACCUUAGUGACUCCAGUCAUACAUACUUCUGUAGUGGAAUGGGGUGAUGAUGUUAAAGCAGUAUCAGAAGAUGAAGCUGUGGUGCUGGUGAACCAUCAAGCAACGGGUGAUGUCUGCACUCUGAUGAUGUGCCUUCAGGAUAAAGGCACGGUUGUCCGUCAGAUGAUGUGGCUGAUGGAUCAUAUUUUUAAGUAUACAAACUUUGGCAUUGUCUCACUAAUCCAUGGAGACUUCUUUAUAAGACAGGGAAAAGCACACCGUGACCAGCAGCUGGUGUUACUCAAGGAGCAUCUAGAAAAAUAUUACCGGAGCCGCAAUCGGAAAUGGAUUGUUUUAUUUCCAGAGGGUGGCUUUCUUAGAAAAAGGAGGGAAACAAGCCAGGCAUUUGCCAAGAAAAACAAUUUGCCAUUUCUUCAGCAUGUCACCCUGCCAAGACUCGGGGCAACUCAAGUGAUUCUGAAAACACUUGUAGCACCGCAAGAAAAUGGAACUCCUGCAGGUGGAGAUGCUGUGAUAAAAGAGAGCAAAUCAAAAGGUCUCCAGUGGGUGAUAGAUGCAACCAUUGCGUAUCCCAAAGGUGAACCUAUAGACAUUCAAACCUGGAUUCUUGGCUACCGACAACCAACAGUUACACAUGUACACUACAGGAUUUUUCCAAUUAAAGAUGUACCUGCAGAGCCCGAAGCUCUCUCACAAUGGCUGUAUCAACGAUUCAUUGAAAAGGAGGAUCUCUUGACCCAUUUCUAUGAAACAGGAGCUUUUCCUCCACUGCAGGGCCAAACGAAAGCUGUUUCUCGGGAGAUGACCCUCAGCAAUCUGUGGCUGGUCGGCAUACAAUCACUUGCAUUUUUGUCAGGCGGUAUGUGGUACUGCAUCUUACAGUAUUUUUAUCAUUGCCUAUUUUAAAAGUGGAAUGGGACCUGAGGACACAGUGAGAAUCGAGGCUCUUGCAAAUGAGUACCAUGUUGUACGUGCAAAUGUGAGUAUACAAGAGUACAGGAGAAUACUGGACGGACUCUUACCUCUCUUUGGGGAAAUUUUAAACUCCACUGAAAGAGGAGAUCAGUAACGUAGUGACCUGACGAUGUAUUAUUUUAAGAAUUGUCUGUAUUUUUAAAAAGUGUAUUCUGUCACCCACACUUAAGCAAAUUCAGCAUUUGGACAAAAGGUGCAAUCGUACAACCACCGUAGAAGAAUGUCUGCAUCAAGAAAACUGUCACCAUAAGUAUUUCUCGGCGUCGUAGUUAGAGCUCAGAAAACUCAGCAACUUGUCUCUUCGGUAGUCUGUGCAGCAUUGGUGUGGUAGAGAUUCCUCGUUUGCACAAACGUGUGCUUUAUUGCAGCUCAUCGUGCUGGAGCCAGAGAUCUCAGCGGAGCUGAUGGCGCCAUCUUUGCCACUGCCCAGUCAGCAGUUGUCGUCUCAAACACAUUGAUCUCAAACCCAGACCCCAUCAGGGUCCUGUUCGGGUGUGUUUUGUGAGGAAUCGGUCCUUAAAAAAGCAUUGCCUCAUCACAGUGUGAUUAGAAGUUAUCCAUAUUUGAUGAACCAGCCCAUCCCUGCUGUGGUCUUACCAUCAGCUAACCGAAUUCUGUGUGCUACCUGUAGCUCAUACUAUGAGGAAACUUGGAAAAUACUAGUCACUUGAUCUGUUUUUCUCCCUUUGUUCAGAAUACAUCUAGUUGAUCAUUGUCACUUUUCUACAUGCACUUUUAAAGGCAAAAAUACAGUGAAAGAAAGACAUAGGGAGUAGGGGAAAGCUUUAUCUGCCAUGCGUUGACCAAUUGCCAGAGCAAUGCCAGCUGUUUCUGAAGGCCUGCUGGUGCUGCUGGUGAUUUUUAGCCACCUUUGUACUUUGUAUACUGCAGUCCAACCGAGGUGACCUUUGAGUGGUUUAUAGAGGCCUUUUUCUCCCCUGCUAGUUGCAACAGCACUAAAUGUACUUGUGGGAGAGUUUAAAUGAUUCAAUGCCAACCAUCUUAAUGUUUUGCUAAGAAAUAACAGAGGAAAACUAGUUUCUUAAAAAAAAAAUACUAAAAAAAAAAAGUAGGUGUAAGUGCUACCAUGAAUCUAUAUGAGGAUAUCACUGCAAAAGAGAAGAAAAAGCAAUGGUAAAUCAUCUGAGUGAUUAUAUGGAGGGCAGUAUUAAUUAGCUCACCAGCAUGCUAAAAAUCAUAAUGGAAGAAUGAGUUCAUUUUAAAGGCAAAGCAGAACCAAAGUUCAGCUCCAUUUUCAGAUGUAUAAUACGAGAUACUUUUGAAAGGGAGUCUGCGGUGUGUGUCCUGACCCUGGCUGGUCUAGUUGGCAUUGCCUUUGUGUGAUUAUACACAGAUUUGAGAGAGCUGUUCCUAAAAUAAAAUUAAUCUCUCUAAAUACGAGCAGGAGAGCCAGAACUUGAGAUGUGGCCUGCUGCCUUUUGUACAUUGAUUUUACUGAGAACCAAGUAAGCCCUCAGUGGGUUUUGGCUCUGAGUUAGUGAUACUGAUCCACCUUCUCCUGCUAUUGAAUCUGUGGGUGGCAUGCAGAAAACAUAGUCAGUUCCUUUGGAGGAGCAGGACGAGCAUACUAAAAUAUGAGGCAAGGCUGAUUUCCUCAACGUAAUUGAAAAGCCCUUUGUCAAAUUUGCCACUUCUCUCUCCCUCUAAAAUGAGUUUUAUCUUGAAGUAGCUCUGUGGGGAUGGCUGUGAAACCACAGACCAUGAAAGUUCCCCUGAUCUGUGAGUCCCUCACGGACUUACAUGUACCACUGCAGUGGGAAGGCAAAGGACAGCAUUUAUCUAGAUAGAGCCUUAAUAUUUUAUUUAAGAUGCUGUCUCUAAAUCCCACCUGAAUUCAGCCCCAUACCUGAAUGCUGGUGUAACAUAAAUCCACCUGAGAAGAGGUAUGCUCUGAAAAGGGAGUGUAACUUCUUUUCUGUUACGCUUUCUAAAUCACAGCUGAUGGAAUGAAUGUAUUUAAUCUGCCUUUUUCCAGGCAGGUUCUGGGGCAGCCCACCCCCAUCAGGUGUGAGUGGUUAGGCUGCAGCACCUGGGCACAAAUGGACGCUCAUAACUGCAAAAUGCAGGUGGUGAGCUAAUUAUUGCUGUCCUCCACAGAGUGGGUGGAUCAGAGUCACAGAGAUGCCCUUAUCUUACAGCUCUUUUAACGUGAGAUAGGACAGACUGGAGUGAUACAAAAAGGGAAGUUUCUGUAAGCAGAUUGCACAGCAGUAAUUUGCAUCAGGAGGCUGUUUGUAACAGAUCCAGUAAACUCCAUGUAAGAGCAUACUUUUUUUUUUUUUUUUUGGCAAUGCAGUACUUUUUCCAAUGGAUUGCAGCCCAUAGUGAGCGUUCACACACUGCUUGAAGAAGUUAGUAAUGCACGAUAACGUUUCAGGUAAUCCUUUGGUUUAUCUGGUCCUGUGCAUUUCCAGUUAGUUCCUUUAUAGUUCUCACUAUUGCGAGACAUCUGUUUGAAGGCACUGAUUAUUGUUUUGAUAGGUUGAGUAAAUAGGCCUUAGGCUUCUUUCCUGCCUGCUCUGGAACAUGUGAACAGAGCGUGGUGUUGUCUCUUGCUCCAGCUGAGCUGCUGUAGGUGACAGUCGAAUGAAACCGAAGAAAAUCCAAAGUACCCCCUCCCAGCAUGAACUUGGAUGCUACUUUAUGACUGAAUAAGUUUUUGUUAAGGGAAAAACACAGUGUGGGAAAUUCUGUGCUAAAAACACUGGUGGUGAAGGCUAGAGCUUGGCAGGCAAGCCUGUAAAACAUUGGAUCCCCGUGGGUUCCAGUUGCCUUCUACCUUCUGGCAUUGGCUGGAGCUACAGCUGGGGCAAGUGUGCUGCUGCAGCCAACGGUUUCCUCUUCUGAACAGUUCAACCUGCAUUUGACACGAAUGUUUAUGAACCGUGCAGUUGAUCACAAAACGGUUAAUUGCUGUGAUUUUAAAUAUGUGUUAGGAGAAAUAAUGUGGAAGGAUGUAUAAAGUGACAGCAGGAUGAAAAAAAUAAAUUGAAAGCUGUUGCACACACAAGUGAGAACAUAGCGGUUCAAGUUUGUUGUGAACAAAGACGUUUCUCUGUCGGGGUUGCACUCAACAUUUGUAAGUUUCUCUGUUUAAUUGUUCAUAAACAAGUUUCACUGGAAACGAUGCAAGUCCCGAUGGUUUAGCGUCACUGCUCGUACUGAAUUUCAUCCUAAGAAGAAUAUCUGCCCCUCCAAAAUGAGCAGCGCUUCUAUGUCAGUGCCCUUUGCGUGUACCUUCCUUACAGAUUCUCUUACACUGUACGUAUGGUUCUGUUACCACACGUUUCAGCAGUGAUGACUCUUCCAGGAGGAAUUUUUUUUUUCAGUUGCUCUCAUCAGAUUUGGAAAAGAAAGAUGGCAAUUAACCUCACUCCCCUGAAAAUUAUGAGCUUCCUUCUCCCUGUUCCACCCUGAGUCUCAAAACAGGAUGCAUCUUGCUGCAUUGAAGUGACUGCCGUGGUACUGCUCGUUACUCAUCCCUUUGUAAAUGAUGUAAUUGUUUUGGGUGUUUUGCCAUAAAGUGCUGUUAACUCUGUCAACUUUGUUUGUAUAAGUGAAUGCAGAUACACCGAUCACUGUGCGUGACAGAUUCAGCUGCUCCGCUUUGCCUUGACAUGCAGUGUUGGAACCAAAGGUACUUGGAGCUGGGGGAGGUGUGUUCUGGGACAGCAGGCUGGAGGCUGUGUGCUGCUCUGAUACAAUCACACAGCGUAAGGAUACAUCCGGGUACUGUAUCGUUUGGAAAUAACGCAGCCAUACGAAAUAAAUGGUUAUUUUGCAAAAUUGCAUACUUGAUAACUUUUACACUUCUUUUUUUUUUUUUUUAAAGAACAGUUGGAAGAGCAAAACUGAAACUGUUCUCUGACUUUAAAAGUCUGUGUGCAUUAUGAACACUUCUGAGCAAUUUCACUUUCUCUGUGCAAAAGCUGUGGACUCUGCCUGGGAUGCAGAAAGGAUUUAAAAGGAUUCUGUGUAUUUUCAAGUUAAACCUUUGAUUUAAGCAUCAGAUACUGAAGUUUAAUGAUACACUGAACAACUGUCCUCUUACAGUGAGUGAGUCCUUUUAAAGUUUCUCUACAACGGUGUUUGUUUUGUAUGGUAAAAGUUAGUUUUCUCGAUAGCAUUUAUGUUAGCGUCCAGUGUUCUCCUUCCCCCGUGUUAGCCACGCCGUGCUCUGUAUGGCAAAUGGGCGCAGUUACUCUGCAGUUGUGCAGAGGGCUGUUGUGGUUGGAUUCAUUGUACUGGAAUUAUUUCAUUGGGUUUUUUAUCGGGUAUUUCCAGCAGCCGAGAUGUCUUUCAGAACUGCAGGCAGAUACCAGAAGAAGCAUUUCUCUUCAGAGACUAUGAGGUGUCUUUUUCCCUUUUUUUUUGUGUGGCAAGAUAAAGUUGAUUUUUUUUUUUCAAGGUUAUUUCAUGUGCUUCUAAUCCUUAAUAGCAGAGAUGAUUUUGUUUGAGGGCUGUAUUUAUUGUGCUUGUAUCUAAUAGAUGCACAGUCUCUAUUGUGCUUGCCAUGAAGUCUACAAAUACUGGGGAAAAAACAGUUCACCAUGCAGCUGAGUGUUAAGUGACAGUGUUGGUUAUGGAGCUCUGGGGAGGACAAGUAGAGGAACCUCUCUGUGGCAGCAGUGGUGUAAGGGGAGGAGUGGAGCAGCAGGUUGGGGGAAGCAAUUCCUGCAGCCCUCCUCUGCUCGAGUACCUGCUGGAAACUGUGGGUGCUCCGCCUGCAGUUUCUGCACAGGGUGCUGUGUAGCAAUGAUUCCCCUCAAAGUUUCUACGAGUUCAGGGGAUGCUGGGAACAGAACCCAGGUCCCCACUGACCCCAGGUUGCUGCUACCUAAGAGAAAUGGGAGUCUGACCUUGUGAGCAAGGCCAUAGUCAUUUGGCAGAUGCACCUAUUAUCUGAACAGCACAGGCUGGUUUUAAACAGCUUCAGCUGGGCAAAGAAAUGUGCAGCAGGACAGCCCCAUCCAUUCUGCAGCUCUGGCACAGCGCUCGGUUGCCACGUGCAGCAUUACCUGUUGGCGUGCAGUGCUGCAAUGCGACCCAACAAGGAACUCCUCAGAGCACAGGAGGACGUCUUGCCAACAGCGAUGGCUGAAGCUCCAUCUACCUCUUCGUUUCCCUUCUGGGCUUUGUGCUCUUCUUUUUGUGGUGUUUUCCUGUGAGGGGUGGGGGAGCUGGGGAGGAAAAACCUGAAAUCUAAAUGAAGACACGGGUGGGAGACCCACUGCUUACCGGCUGUGUCAUUGGUCUGAGAAGCCAUUGUUGUAAAUUCAUUCCUGCCUCAUAUUAAAUGUUUGUUUAAAAAAAAAAAAAAAUCUUUCCUGCUGGGAAGAAAAAAUGUAUUUUUAAAAAGGAAAAAGUCCUUUUGGCUACGGGAGUGUCAGCUGUAUGAGUUGUGACCAUAUCAUGACAUGCUGAUCAGAUCUAAAUAAAUUUUUAUCUCUCAGGA
Molecule: messenger RNA, 10265 nt
Organism: Gallus gallus (chicken)
Lineage: Eukaryota; Metazoa; Chordata; Aves; Galliformes; Phasianidae
Gene: LPGAT1
Product: lysophosphatidylglycerol acyltransferase 1
Exons: 7
Coding region: 3725-4720 (331 amino acids)
Cellular component (GO): endomembrane system
Molecular function (GO): acyltransferase activity
Source: RefSeq, a predicted model, not a curated record